UUUCCGGGUUGAUGCCGGUGGGGGGCAAGGCUGGAGGGCGGCCACGGGGCUCGGCGCUCCUUGGCUGGGCUUUUCCGUUGAUGUUGCUCCUCGCUUUGUGAUUGGCCUGAAACCGGGGGGGGGGAGAAGAUCGUGGGGUGCUCUUAAAGGGGCCGCAGCCUUUGCUCGCUUGCCUCGCCAUCUCUCCCCACCAUGGCCUAUCAGGGUUUCACUGCAGAAUAUUUGGGGAUCCCCGCCGUGACGCGCGCCUACACCACUGCCUGCGUCAUCACCACCGCUGCCGUGCAACUGGAUCUCCUCACGCCUUUCCAGCUGUACUUCAACCCGGAUCUAAUUUUCAGAAAGCUGCAGAUCUGGAGGCUCCUCACCAACUUCCUGUUUUUUGGGCCCUUGGGAUUCAGCUUCUUCUUCAACAUGAUAUUCCUGUACAGAUACUGCCGCAUGUUGGAAGAAGGCUCUUUCCGUGGAAGGACAGCAGACUUCAUCUUCAUGUUCCUUUUUGGAGGGUUUCUCAUGACACUUUUUGGUCUCUUUGCUGGCCUCUUCUUCCUAGGCCAGGCAUUCACCAUCAUGCUGGUGUAUGUAUGGAGUCGGAGGAACCCUUACAUCCGGAUGAACUUCUUUGGCCUGCUGAACUUCCAGGCCCCAUUCCUGCCAUGGGUUUUGAUGGGCUUCUCACUACUGCUGGGCAACUCCAUUCUCAUUGACCUCCUAGGAAUUGCUGUGGGUCAUGUCUAUUACUUCCUUGAAGAUGUCUUCCCCAACCAGCCUGGAGGAAAGAAGUUACUACUUACACCAGGAUUCCUGAAGCUUGUGUUCGACCCUCCAGAGGAGGAUCCUAACUACAAUCCCCUCCCUGAGGAGAAUCCUAACUUUAACCCUCCCCCCGAGGAGGCUCCUGCACCUGCUCAAGAAGACCAAAACCAGCCACAGCUACCAUAGCAGUUAAGGCACAGUGAUAACCCCUGCCUUAUAUGGUGUUGAACCAGAUACAGAUUGCCAUUUCAGCAGUGCUGAUUUGUAUUCUCGUGCCACUCUUCCUCCCUUCAACUGGCAAGCUGUGCUGCAGCUCAGGAGAUGGAAGGAGAACUCCAUAGAAGUGUUGAAUGUUGCAAAGGACUGGAAGAUGCAUUUGCUGAACUCCCUGGGAAGUUACAGGCAGAAGACUCUACAGACUGAGCAUCUGGAAUCAGGUGGUUCAGCAUCUUGAGCACCCUCAACUUCCACAUUAAACAAGAGACUUCACCCUUAUAUGGUGGCUUUAAAAACAUUGUAUAGAGAGCUGCUGCCUUUUCAGUUGUCACUGUGCUUUCCAUGUGCCAAGACGCAUGGAAUGAGGGUCUGCCGCAGAAUUCAGUUUAGCUUUCUUUUUCCUCCAGCUUUCUGGGCCUCAGGUGGCUAAGAAGUUUUGCACAGGCAGAAGCUACUGAAAUCCUCAAUCCAGGCCUGGCUCCCUGUUUUCCUACAUCCCUUGCCUACUCCUCCAGGCUCUGUGUUUUUUUUUAAAAUGGGUAGCAAGUGUGUUUUAUAUUCCUUCACAAUUACAACAGGCAAAACCUCCUGGUAUGGUUAAUGAGCCACUCAUUCCUAAUUUGCAGAAGGUGGCAACAGGCAUCAAGAUAACUAGAAUGAAUCGGAAAUCAAAUUGACCAGCUCAGGAGAAGGGAAAAACACUGUCUGUGGUUCGGUUACAUUUCUGCUUCUCUUUGUGGCCCAUACCCAUAACAUUUGGUGUGAGUUAAUGUAACACACCUGUAACCUUGACUCUAUCCACCAAAUGCUGACUAAGAGAGAAGAUUCCCAUUUCCUUGUUAUGUAAUCUUAAAUGUGAAAUGAAGUGAGUGCAAAAAUAUGUCAGAAGACAUCUGGCCAGUACAAGUGCAACCCUUCUUUCUGUUUCUCCUUUCUUCCACAAUCAUCUGAACUACUUAACAGACCCAAUAAAUGCAA
This is a messenger RNA of Gekko japonicus, 1950 nucleotides long. RefSeq names its product derlin 3 (gene DERL3). Gene Ontology annotation, biological process: endoplasmic reticulum unfolded protein response. NCBI's taxonomy places the organism in Eukaryota, Metazoa, Chordata, Lepidosauria, Squamata, Gekkonidae. The transcript has 7 exons. The record is from RefSeq and is a predicted model, not a curated record. Bases 193 to 942 code for a protein of 249 amino acids. Gene Ontology annotation, molecular function: misfolded protein binding; ubiquitin-specific protease binding. Gene Ontology annotation, cellular component: endoplasmic reticulum membrane; Hrd1p ubiquitin ligase ERAD-L complex.